Blastocystis hominis is the source of this 984-nucleotide messenger RNA. RefSeq lists its product as hypothetical. Bases 1 to 984 code for a protein of 327 amino acids. The transcript has a single exon. Lineage: Eukaryota; Bigyra; Opalinata; Blastocystidae. The record is from RefSeq and is a predicted model, not a curated record.
AUGUACUGUCUGGAUAAUUCGAUCGUGGAGGCCACUGCCUGCGCCGUGGGUCCCGAUGAUUCCUGCACCUUCUGCGAAUUGGUGUGCACGGAUGCCGAUGGCAACACCGUUCUGGACGAAUGCACGGACUACUUCAUCACCUGCGACGAGGGAAUCCGCAAAGGACCCUACCCCGUUCCUCCUUCCAAGCAAUGCUACAUGGGCGAGAUCGUCGAUCCUGGCAAAUGUCCCGCGCGACCCACUCCCUGCAUCAACUGUCCCACCGGCCCCACCGGUCCCACGGGUCCCACUGGACCGCAAGGACUUCGUGGAGACACCGGAAUGGCAGGACCUUCCGGAGCGCCCGGAAUCACGGGACCGACGGGUCCAACGGGUCCCACCGGCGCCACCGGUCCGCAGGGAAGACAAGGCAAGCGAGGCGCUAUGGGCGUGGAGGGAGCGGUCGGCGUGGACGGUCCGACGGGUCCGACGGGUCCUACCGGUCCGCAGGGAAGACAAGGAGAUCAAGGUCCUCGCGGUCCGCAGGGCGCACAAGGUCCGCAGGGCGUGACGGGAGUGCCCGGCGUGACGGGACCGCAGGGAGCCACCGGACUGACCGGAGAAACGGGUCCACAGGGAGCUCAAGGCGCUACCGGUCCCACCGGUCCCACGGGACCCACGGGACCCACCGGAGAGACAGGCGCCACGGGACCUGCGGGCGCCACGGGUAUUCGAGGCGUGACUGGAAUAACUGGAAUUACGGGUGCGACGGGAGCAACCGGAGCGACCGGAGCGACGGGCCCUACGGGACCUACGGGACCCACUGGUCCCACCGGACCCACGGGACCGACCCCAGAGCUGCCACUUUCCUAUGAUUCUGUUCUGACCGAGAUUCAGGCUUUCAACGGAUUCUAUAUCACGGCCAUUUAUGACUCUACGAACUCGCGGCUACAACUCACCGGCGCGUUAGCACAACCUGUGGAAAACUUCACGGUUGACAAGUAA